Messenger RNA from Triticum aestivum (bread wheat), 6250 nucleotides. Its product is annotated as disease resistance protein RGA2. Lineage: Eukaryota; Viridiplantae; Streptophyta; Magnoliopsida; Poales; Poaceae. Gene Ontology annotation, biological process: protein phosphorylation. Bases 606 to 5015 code for a protein of 1469 amino acids. The transcript has 11 exons. The record is from RefSeq and is a predicted model, not a curated record. Gene Ontology annotation, molecular function: protein kinase activity; ATP binding; ADP binding.
GCCCACGCCUCCCGUCAAUCAAUCAUGAAGAAAAAGGAAAAGAAAAAGAAAAGAACCACCCAUCCAGCAGCAGUAGAGAGGCAGUAGCUGAGGAGGGAAGAGUGAUUGUGGUGGAGGCCGCGUCGGGCGCGGGGGGAAGGGGAAGAAGGCGAGGGCAAAGCGCGUCUCAAGGCGCUGGGGACGCCGCGGCUGGGCAUCUGCUGCUGUAUAGAGCUCCAUCGAUCCCCACUCACGCAGCAGCACUUCCAAAUUUCCAUUAGCUUUUGGAAAUCCAUACUAGAAGAUAGAUAUAUAGAUCUGCUGCUGCUGCUACAUCAGAAUCGCCGCUGCCUGCCUUCUUUGGGUUUCAUGUCGUUUUGAUUUAGGACAUUUAUCCAAGGAGACAUGAUAUCUCAGGGAGUUCAGAUCCAUAUACAGGAGGCCCUAAGCAGGAAGCCUACUAGAUCUACUGCUAUCCAGCCCCAGUUGUGAGACCCUCAUCUAGCUCGUCGCGGGCGGCUAGCCUAGCCCUGCCGGAGGGGAGAGGGGAGGAGCCGGUGUGGAAGGACUUGGAUGGCGAUGGUUCCUGGUUGAGGUUUCAGAAGGUCCAAGCUAGCUGAUAUAACAUGACUGCAGAAAAGCGUAUACCAUUACAUAUCUUACGUGAGAUUACAAAUGGAUUCUCAGAGCACUCAAGGAUUGGAAGGGGCGGGUAUGGAGAUGUUUACAAGGGAGUUUACAGUGGGAGAGAGAUUGCUGUGAAGUUGCUUCAUGUUGAUACGGUGCUAGGACAUGAUGACAGACAAUAUAUCAAUGAAGUUGGUAACCUUUUGAAGGUUAAGCAUCCAAAUAUUGUACAGUUACUUGGUUAUUGUUAUGAAAUACAGAAUGAACUAAUUGAACACAAUGGUGCAAAUCAUUUUACCCGACACGUAUAUAGAGUCCUCUGCUUCGAGUACUUGCAGGGUGGAAGCCUAGACAAGCAUCUUCGUGAAGAAUCUUUUGCACCUGAUUGGAGCACGCGUUACAAGAUUAUAAAGGGGAUUUGUGAAGGAUUAAAUUUCCUUCACAGCUGUGAACCACCAAUCUUUCAUCUUGACCUGAAGCCUGCCAAUAUAUUACUAGACAGUUCCAUGGCGCCUAAACUGGCGGAUUUUGGUUUGUCAAGGCUCUUCGGUGGAUCACACACUCAUGUCACAAACAGAGUUGUAGGAACCGAGGCGUAUAUGCCACCAGAAUUCAUAAAAGACGCCUAUAUCUCCCAUAAGAAUGAUGUCUUCAGUUUAGGUCUUGUGAUGAUAGAGAUAAUUAAAGGGUCUUCAGGUUACUCCGGUUAUAUAGAAACAGACGAAGUCGGGCAAUUUACGCAAAAGGUGCUUGGCAAUUGGAAGAAUAGGAUAAAGGCUACUUCGGAGUACCCAUUAGAGGAAUCACAUCAAGUGCAGAUAUGCAUUGACACAGCAAUGCGUUUUGUUGAACCUGACAGAAACAAUCGACCUAAUAUAGCAGAAGUUCUGGAUAUUCUGAGCAAGACAGAAACUCAUAUUCCCAAGAGACAGAUGGCAGAUGUGUUCCCGUGUCCAACAAUUGGUCUCAAGAGCGAGUCUAAUAUGUUGGAGAUGAUGGUAGCUGAACUAAACAAUAAUGAACAUAGACAUUGCAAUUUGAUGCCAACAGAUAACUCUAACCGUACUGUGCAGCAACUUGCUGACAGGGAAACAUCAUCAGAUGUGGAACAAGUAAUCAUCGGAAGGACCAAGGAAAAACAGAAAAUAUUGUCUAUUUUAUCCGAGAGCAUCACAGAAGAAAUGGUCAUCCUUCCAAUAUAUGGCAUUGGAGGCAUUGGCAAGACAACCUUGGCACAAUUGGUAUUCAAUGACCCAAAGUUUCAAGACUACACUCGGGUGUGGGUAUAUGUUUCCCAGGAAUUCAACUUGAACAAGAUUGGCAACUCCAUAAUAACACAGUUAACAGACAAGAUCAGCAAUAUACCUACCAAACAGAUGCUUCAUAAACGCCUCAAAGAGCUAUUUGAUGGUAAGAGCAUCCUUAUUGUUUUAGAUGACCUGUGGGAGGAGAACCCAAAAGAGUUAGAUAAAAUGAAGGUUAUGCUAGGGCUUGGCCUAGGAAGCAAGGUGAUUAUAGUAACUACACGUGAUGGAGGUCUAGCAAGGAAAUUUUGUAGUCCUGCAGUUGCACCAUACAAGUUGGAGACUUUGACCGUUAAUGAGUGUUGGACUAUAAUAAAACAAAAAGCUGACUUUGAAGACCGAAUCGACCAAGAACAAUUGGAGCAUAUAGGAAGGGAGAUUGCGACCAAGUGUGGAGGAGUGGCCUUAGCGGCCCAAUCACUUGGAUACAUGUUGAACGGCAUGAGGUCAGAUGAAUGGGAGUCGGUGAGAGACAGUCAUAUUUGGAAUCUUUCUACUUCUGUGGGCCAUGAAGUGCUUGCGUCCUUACAGCUGAGCUACAGCCACAUGUCUGCUUGGUUGAAGUUGUGCUUUUCCUAUUGUGCAAUCUUUCGAAAAGGUCAGACAAUAGCCAAGUAUGAUCUAAUUCACCAAUGGAUUGCUCUUGGAUUCGUUGAGCAAUCUAGGAUAUUUGAUUCUAUGCAGCUCUGCGAAAAUUAUGUCACUCAACUUUUGGGGAUGUCCUUCCUUCAAUAUUCAAAGAUACCUUGGGGUUAUACACAAGAAGACAAAUAUAUUACAUUCUUCACGAUGCAUGACCUAGUGCAUGAUCUCGCAAGAGAGAUUUUGGCCCAUCAACUUAACACUGAGGGAAACAAUUGCCGCUAUGCAUUGCUCACAGAUUGUACCAAGUCAUUGCAGCUGUCUGUGGCUUUUCCUGCAAAUAUAUAUUCGCUGCACUUUAGGGGCUGUUACGGACAAGAACUUUGUGAUGGUGCAUUCUCGUCAGCUAAGUGCCUCCGUGUUUUGGAUUUAAGUGAAUGCUUAAUUAAGAAGUUACCUGACUGUAUUGGUCAACUGAAGCAGUUGAGAUUUCUUCGUGCUCCAGGAAUCCGAUAUGAAAUGGUUCCCAGUUGUAUUACUGAGCUCUCACAGUUAAAUUACCUGAACCUUGGUGAUUCUGAUAAAAUCUCAGCACUGCCGGAGGCCAUUGGUGAUAUGACGCAUCUUGAUUUAUCAGGUUGUGUUGAAAUACGUGAACUUUCAAUUUCAAUAUCAUUCGCAGAGCUCAAGCAGCUGGUUCAUCUGGAUUUAUCACGCAGCAGUGUGUCUACAGCAGAAGCUUUGGGUGGCUGUACCAAACUUCAAUAUCUGAAUUUAUCAGGUAACAAGGAACAUAUCGGAAGGCUGUCAAAGGCCAUUAGCAAUCUAAUCAAACUCAGGUAUUUAAAUCUAUCGGGGUGCAUGAAUGCCAUGGCGCCGGCAUCAGAAAACGAAAUUGUCAGAUUGCUUGACUCUGUCUGUACUCUUUCUAAUCUAGAGCAUCUGGACUUGUCUAAGAAUAAAGCCUAUUCCAUCAGUAUACCAGAAAGUAUUGGCAACCUCAUGAAGCUUCAUACAUUGUACCUCUUAGACUGCACCAGAUUGAAGCUUCCUGCUGAUCUUGUGGUGCAUGCUUCAAGUGAUAAAUUUAGCAGCAAUAUCAGCCUGCUUUGUCUUGAAGUGCUGACGAUAUAUAGACUCGAAAAUGUGAAGUCUGCAGAAGAGGCACGAUGUAUAAAACGGACAAUGCUUCGAUGCCUUAAGGCACCUGCCUUUGUGUCUAUGACAUGUGGGCCCAACAGGUGGCUGGCCCACAUGUCAAUGACCCAAAGGCAGGUGCAGAUACAAAAAAUUAUAGAGCUAAGAUUUGAAUGGACUGUCGUGGGUGGGAGGUCUGUGGAUGACAAGGAGGUAUUGGAAAAACUAGUGCCACCAACCAGUGUGCAGAGAUUGUAUAUAAGUGGUUAUAGCAGUGUCAGCGUUCCUAAUUGGCUUAUGGGUAUCAGGCAGCAUCUCCCUAAUCUUUCUCAGUUAUAUUUCUGUGAUUUUCCUAACUGCAAUAACCUACCAUCACUUGGUCAACUACCAUACCUACGAGAGCUAGGUCUGUGCCGCAUGGAGAGCUUGGAAGAGUGGAACACGGCAUAUACCAGUGGCGAGCCUAAGCUUGGGGCAUUGACCAUAGAUCAAUGUGCCAAGCUGAGGAUAAAACCAUGUGCACCAAGAGCUACGGUUUUGUGGAUAAUAGAUUCUGAUAAUGUGCUAUCAUCAUGGGAAGAGAAUUUGUCACACGGUGGUGCUUCCUCUUCUCCAAUAACAAAACUGAUUGUCAAAAACAGCAAGGUGCCCUUGCAUCAGUGGAGGUUGCUUCACCAACUCCCUGCCCUCCGUGAUUUAACUAUCACCGGUUGCAGUGAUCUGACCACCUCACCUAAGAUCAUCCAACAGUUCUCCUCGCUUGUAUCAUUGUCCUUCGACCAGGCAGAAUUGCCGAGUUGGUUGGCCAAGGUGACAUCUCUGCAGAUCCUAAGGCUGUCUGUGUGCAGAAGCAUGACGUCACUACCGCAGUGGUUAGGAAAACUUGCCUCUCUCAAGGAAUUGCAGAUCAUGCGCUGUGAGGGGAUCAGGUCUUUGCCUGACAGCAUACAACAACUGACUAAGCUUGAACAGCUAACCAUCCGUGGCUGCCCUACACUAGUGAAAUGGUGUGAAUCAGACUCAGAGGAGAACAAGAUGAAGCUUGCUCACAUCAGAGGGAUCGUCCCAAGAUCAUUGAUGGCACAGGAAGAGGACACAACAAAGGCCAUUCUAGUAGCUCCCAUUCAUGGUACUACUGUGAUGGAUGAGGCGGAUCCGGAUGUGCUGUAUAGUGCUGUGAUGAACAUGCCCGGCUUUGCUGAGGAAUAUUUGUUAGUUGCUCUGUCUCAGCUGAUGGACAACACUGCCCAGGGCUCCGCAUAUAUGGCCAUGAGCGAGGAGGACCGGGUAUCAUGGCUCAUUAACUUCUUGAAAAAAUACUACUCCCCCCGGCCCCAUUUAAUUGACGCGACCCGCAAGCUAAGUGGUAAAGCACACGAAGUAUAGGUCGGGACAGUUAAUUAGAGCCAGAGGGAGUACUAAGUUUUAACUGUUGCUGGUUGGCGGUAAUUAUUUUGCAGCAUUAUGUGACUGUAAACAUACUGUAUGUUUUUUUGCUGUCAUAAGUGAAGAUAGACGAGAUUUACAGACUGCAAGUUUCAGUGCAACACCUACUGUUUUGUUGCAGCAUCGUUUUGUGAAAAUUGAGAAGAUAAAUCUCAAUUGUUUAUCCAGUUCUCUAUCCCACUCCCUUACUGUCGUUAACAAAGAGGAGAAAUGGGUGCAGAUGAUGUGCAGUUAGCAGAAAAAUGGAAUAUACUGCAUUUUGUAGCUAAUGUGGUGAUCCUGAAUCUUACUGGAUUUAUCCCGUUUCACAAGUGAUGGUAUGGCAAACUGUGAUGUGAGUAUAUACAUUUUGUAGUAGAUACUCUGUACUGCAUUUCUUGUUGGAUUGGCUCAUGCAUAAAUGUCUAGAUUUCCAUGUACUUUGUGUUUUAAAAUUUUUUUGUUGUGUUCAACUUUACCUUGUUAUAAAUGUCUAGGUUUAGGUGAGCGAAAGGAAGCUCACAUCAGUAUGCCCAGGGCUCUGCAUAUAUGGCCAUGACUGAGGAGGACCGAGUAUCAUGGCUCGUGAACUACCUGAAAAGAUACUAGUAAGUUUGAACUGUUGCUGGCUGGGGGUAAUUAGUUUAUAGGAUGAUGUGACUGGAAGCAAACUAUUUUUUUUUUUGCUGUUACUCCCUCCGUUCCUAAAUAUUUGUCUUUCUAGAGAUUUCAACAAGUGACUACAUACGGAGCAAAAUGAGUGAAUCUACACUUUAAAAUAUGUCUAUAUACAUCCGUAUGUGGUAGUCUAUUUGAAAUCUUUAAAAAGACAAAUAUUUAGGAACGGAGGGAGUAUAACUGAAGAUAGAUGAGAUUUACGGACUGCAAGUGUCAGUGCAAUACCUACUAUUUUGUUGUAGCGUUGUUUUAUGAAAAUUGAGAUAAUAAAUCUCAGUUGUUUAUUCAGUCCUCUAUCCCACAAAGAGGAGAAAUGGGUGCAGAUGAUUUGCAGUUAGCAGGAAGAUGGAAUAUAUUUGUAGCUAAUGUGGUGAUGCUGAAUCUUAUCGGAUUUAUUCAGUUUCACAAGUGAUGGUGUAGCAAACUGUGAUGUGAAUAUGUACAUUUUGCAGAAGUUACUUUGUACGGCAUUUCUUGUUGGAUUGGCUCAUGCAUAAAUGUUAAGAUUUCCAACUCUA